GCUCCACCACUCUCGGCAUGCACAAAAGACAAAAAUCAUGGCGGUUUAUGCACUCUCGUUUUGCCCAUGUAGAGAGUAGUCGAGCGAGGUCCUAAGAAACGAGAAAACGGGGAACAAUAAAACUGGCUGUCUACUGCUAACGUAUCGUGGUGUUUGGUGUAUAUCGCUUGUUCUUGCCCCGCCCUCUUGUGAUGUCUUCCUGAUCGCCUCGAAGCUGUCCUGUUUUUUUGUUUCUUCAUCGCCACCACUCGUCUCCUCCCCUGCAUUCUCCUUGCCGCUUCGUGAUCUUCUCCUUCCUACCUACUUGCAUUGUCGACCGCGGUCUGAAUUAGCAGUUUUCGUUCUGCCCCCUGGCAGUCUGUCUCUUCGAGCGUGGUCUGAGUUAGCAGGCCUUGUUUGCUCCCUCCCGGCGGGCCAUCUUGAACGCGUUGCUCGCUCCAGCUUUCCAUCAUGAGGCAACAACGGCUGCGGCCGGUUCUUCUGCUCAUAGGCUUGCUUUCGUUCCUCGUACCCCAUGGCCCUGGCUAUGGCGGCGGCGCCAGGGCGCCAUUCGCUGGAAUUGUGCCUAGCGCAGCGGCGGCGGCACCGACCACACCAGAAGCUCGUCUGCGAGCUGCUGUGACUAAGCGCGGCACGACGGUCUUACGACUGACAUCUGACCUGCGCUUGACUUCUGAUUUGCCUGCAGUGACGUGCCCUAGUCUAACUGUCACGGGCAACUGCAGGACGGUGAAGGGACGAUCUCGCAGAUGCAAGAUCGACGGUAAUGAGCGAUUUGCCGGCUUCCUCGCAAUGAGCGUAAAUCUAACGCUGAGUAACCUUGAGGUUACCGGCUUUGCCUCCAAGAACGGGAAGGACAACACAUUCGUCCGCAGCGUCAGCGGCGCAAUAACGAUCCGCAACUGUCUCUUCACGAAGAACAGCGGAGGUGUUAUCGAUGUGACCGGUGGCGACGGACUGAAGGUCGAGGGCUCGAGCUUCGUCAGAAACGAAGGCGGCGUAAUCAAGGUGGCAUACAGCACGAUGGAGGCGAACGACGUUCUCUUUCAGGCUAAUACAGGCGGUACAGCUAUUGGAUUAAUUAGACCAGGGCUGAUAUGCCGGAGAUGUGUGUUCGAGAACAACACUGCGAAGACACAGGCAGCGGCUGUGGCAGUAGUAUCGGCCGGGGGCAUAAGAUUUUCGCGCUGUCGGUUUAUCGGCAAUACCGUGACGGAAGUGGGAGGACGUGGAGGGGCAGUGGCUGUUCAAUACUCCUAUGGGCAAUUCUGCCACUGUCAGUUUGAAAGGAACACCAUCAAGGUUGCGGGAGGGAAAACGAGAAUCGAACACGUGUACAUAAAUGGGUUAGUGGAAUUCUGUGGGAAGGUCCCCUCGACUGGCAUGAAUGGCGACGCUGGAGACCCGCAGGUGAAUUGCAGAAACUGCCCUUCAGCUUGAUCAGAAGACUGAUCAGUUCCGAUCAUAUCAGCGCUUGAAGUAGACUCUGAGGCACCGAGGUAACCUUGCUCACACUUCCUCGUACCGUUGUCGAGUGUUUGUGCGGCUAUCAAUUCUGCGAGAAGGUCCCCUCGACUGGCGUGAAUGUCGACUCUAGGGCUGCGGAGGUGCCUUGCAGUAGUUGCCCUUCGGCUUGAUGGGAGGCCGGUCAGUUCCGAUACCUGCGAUUGGAGUAGAAGUUACCUUGCUCGCACUUCGUCAUACUGGUGUCGCGUGUUUCCGGGGCUAUGAAUCGCCGCUGCUCUUCCUCCCGCCCUCUCCUUCUGCCUCUCUCGUGUGUAGCUGUCCGCAAGUGCGACACCGCCUUGGAAGGACAGAGAGAGUGUAAGGUACCGAGUGACUAGUGAUG
Messenger RNA from Chara braunii, 1849 nucleotides. The record is from the annotation of a GenBank genome assembly. NCBI's taxonomy places the organism in Eukaryota, Viridiplantae, Streptophyta, Charophyceae, Charales, Characeae.